Molecule: messenger RNA, 800 nt
Organism: Thamnophis sirtalis
Lineage: Eukaryota; Metazoa; Chordata; Lepidosauria; Squamata; Natricidae
Source: RefSeq, a predicted model, not a curated record
UGUUCCUGGGCAUCCCUUCCCUAGCAGGACAGACAGGAGGAGGAGGUGGAGAAAAAGCGAAGGGGGAAAAAGAAAAAAGAGAGCAAGAGUUAAUUUUCCGCCAAGUGGACGAGGAUCAGCAGAAGAGUCAGAGAGCGAGAGCGAGCGAGCGAGCGAGAGAGCGAGCCACCAGGCGCUUUCCUUGCACAGCGGCCAAGUCGGAAUUUUAAGGAACCAGCCACGAAAAAACCAGCCCGGAGCUUCCCCGAGCGGGAUACCAGGCGCAGCAUCGCAGAGCGUUACCCAGCCAGGUAGAAAUGACAUCAACUGGCAAGGAAGGCAGCGGAGCUCAACACGCGCAAUAUGUUGGACCCUACCGCUUGGAGAAAACGCUGGGCAAAGGGCAGACAGGACUUGUGAAGUUGGGAGUUCAUUGUGUAACAUGUCAAAAGGUCGCUAUAAAAAUUGUCAACAGGGAGAAGCUCAGUGAAUCGGUGCUAAUGAAGGUGGAACGGGAAAUAGCCAUCUUGAAGUUGAUAGAACAUCCCCACGUUUUAAAGCUGCACGACGUUUAUGAAAAUAAAAAAUAUUUAUAUUUGGUGCUAGAACAUGUGUCAGGUGGAGAGCUCUUCGAUUAUUUGGUAAAGAAAGGAAGAUUAACACCAAAAGAAGCCAGAAAGUUCUUCCGACAGAUUAUUUCCGCGUUAGACUUUUGUCAUAGUCAUUCCAUCUGCUGCACAUUCUUAAAUUGGAAGAAAGUUUGUGAAACAGAAAUGGAGUGCGGAAUCUGGGACUUGGAUUUGCAGAAUACUGCUAACUAA